Molecule: messenger RNA, 3785 nt
Organism: Saccostrea echinata
Lineage: Eukaryota; Metazoa; Mollusca; Bivalvia; Ostreida; Ostreidae
Exons: 12
Coding region: 43-1356 (437 amino acids)
Source: RefSeq, a predicted model, not a curated record
UCUGGAAAAAAAAAUAAAAUAAAAACAAGACGCGAAAGCAACAUGAAGCUCAUAUAUUUGUGUGUUAUCUGUCUAAAUUUUCCAUCUUUUGGAUCAACACAGAAUGUGCGAAUUCAAGUCCAACCACUGUCUGUAAAUCUAAGGCAAGAUGAUCUGGUUGUAACCUGUUCCACCGUCAACCCAUCACAACUUGAUACAGUGUAUACCAUACAGCUGCAAAAAAACAAUACAAAUACUUACUCAAUGAAGGAUGUGGUUUCAGUUCGUUCAAGUGGUGGUCAAAAUACUACAACAUGGCAGGACACAGAGUUAAGAAACAGAGCAUCAGUAACAGGCACUGUCAGCACACCAGCCACAGCACAGCUAAAGUUAACGAUUCCUAAAGAUCAAGUGUUGUGUCCACAGGAUUUCACUGGAUACAUGUGUAUUAUGUCUGGAUUUACAACUGCUUUAGUGACUCAAGUAACAAGUCAGGAGUAUGUUACGUACAUAGUCCAUCCAACAACAAUUGAAAUGCCAACUGUGAGGAUACUUGGUGAAUUUUCUAACACACCAUCAAGACAGUUUCCAGUUGGGACAGCUAUACAGCUGACUUGUACUGGACAGAUUGGCAGUGACGCAAGUGCUACAAUCCGUUGGUGUGCUAAGAAGUCCCAAGACUUUACCUUCACGGGACUACCACAGACCCCAGUUCACUCCGAGGCCUCACCGUCUUCUGGCUGUCAGUACACUCGUUCCAGUACCAUCACUUACAACCUCACCAGUGAUGACACUUACACACAGUUCCUGUGUGAGUCUGGAUAUUCUGGUCUCUGUGAAACAGGAACAGCUAAGCAGUAUCUGAACAUAACAUUAGACACUUCAGGUGAGGGGAAUGCAGGUACACCCAUUACCCGGACCUCAGAAGAAACUAGUGAUGCUGGUAUCAUAGCUGGGGGUGUGAUCGGAGGACUGGCAUUUCUUAUACUCGUUAUUCUUCUUGUCUAUUUCCUUGUGCUCCGCAGAAAAACAGAUGGAGAAACUUUAUCAUCUCCCACUGACAGAACAAAAGAAGAUGUACCGGGGUACAAUGGACCAGCCAACCCAGAGGGACCUGUUUAUAGUGUUCCAGUCAAGGACCACCCCCCUGAGAGACAGCCACGUAAAAAGCAUCCACGAGAUCACGAGGACGAUGGCCGCAGAAGAUACCGUAGGGGACAUGAGAAUGAAGGGCUAGAUGAUGAACACACAGAGAAGAGGGAGAUGGAUGAUGAUAAUAAAUAUGAAAACCAUGGUUAUACCAAUAGGGUGAUGAAUGAAUACAAUGACGGUGAUGUUAUGCCACGGGGAGGACAAGGAAUUGGAUCAGCUGUUUAGUGUGGAGUCGGUAACAGUUAUGAACAACUUUUUGCCAUUUUAGACAAGGGGAAUAUGCCUGGCCAGAAUAUUAUCUACAGACAAAUAGCCUGGAGAAUAACUUACUAUCUAUGCAGACGCAAAUACGCCCUCACUUCCUCCCCUGUUCUAUUGUAUAUUGCUGGCGGACAUUGUUACCAUGAAAGACAUAUACACAAAGUACAUGUAGUUACUCGGUAGCUAAUUCUGAUUUGUUAUCUAAUCAAGGUUUUUGUACUGUGAUGGAUUCAAAUAGAUGAUCACUUUUACUGAUGGUUUUGGAAUUUGAUAAAUAUUUAAUUAGAAAUGUAUCAUUAGCUUUACAAAUACAUAUUGACUCAAACAGGAAACUCUAUAAAUUAUAUGACGUAAACUCUAAAAGAAUACACUUUAUUUAACUUAAGAUUAUCAUUUCAUGUUACUUUAGAAAUCUAAAUGUGACAGUUAUUAAAGGGUUUUAAAAUUGGUGUUAGUUUUCAGGAAAAUAAACCAAGUUUUCAAAAGGGUUGACAUGAAUUACACAGUAACAAUGUGCAAUAUUAUACAGUGGAUAGGUUGUGCUUACAAGGAUGAAUCAUUACCAUAUUGUGAUUUUGUAGCAAUGGGCAUUGAAAAACCUUAAGAAUAUUGGAUGUAAGAUGUUAAGCAUGAAUUCAAAGUGUUCUUCUGGAAAUAGGUGAAAUAGUCUCUUUUUGAUUUCAAAAACUUGCACGCUUUAUGUCUUGCCCCUUUACAUGAUACAUCAAUAGAAUCUCUGUUUGUAGCAGUUUACAAACACUAAAAAUCUGGUCCACUGUGUCUCAAGAGUUAAGUCUAUGAUCAUCAUUUUUAACUAGUUCAUAGCUGCAUCAUGUUUCUUCCUAAUUGCUUAGGAAUAACUGAGAAUAUUUUCAAAAUCAUUUAGGAUAGAAAGGGGAUGAUAAAAUAUGUGCAUUUUAACUGGGAGUUGAUGAAUGGAUGACAAAUUAUGCUGAGAAUUAUCAAGGUCAUCAUCAGUGUUGACAUUCUUAAUGCCAUACAGAAUGGCAGCACAUAGGUGUACUCGGCAUCAUUUCUUCUGAUUGUGAUGUCUUAUUAUUAGUGAACAAGUGCUUAUUUUAUUUUUUUUUUUUAAUUUUUUGGUGAAGAUAGAAACAACUCUGUAAAGCCUACCUCUGAAAUCUUGUCACAGCACAUAAUUGAGGCAUCUCUUUUUUGUUUUCCCUUACUUCUCCUGUGUAUCUAUUUCCUAUAACUCUGACGUAUAAGGUAUUUGGGUAAAAGAUAUAUUGAAAUUUUUAAUAAAUAACCUUUUAGAAUUGUUUAGUUAGCAAUGUCAAAAUGACAUUAAUUUUAUACCCUCUUAGUUACUGUUGGGAGAAAGUGAUAAGUGUGAUAUUAUUUAUCAUGAUUGUUUUCUGAUGAUCAAGUGCAGCUUCAUUGUUAAAUCUGUACAUUCCUAGCUCCACUAAAGUCAAGUCAUUCCAUAAUAUAAUAUGUAUGCUUUCCAUCAGUUGUCGGUUGUGUAAAGAAAACAUCCAUGUACAAUUUUGUAUCGUUACUGUUAGGUCAUAAAAAUGAUUGUUUUUUUAAUGGUUUUUUUGUAAAUCCAUAUAUGUAUAUUUUUUUGUAAUUAUUACUUUAUUUUUUAUAGAUCAUCAAAUGAUUUUUUAUAUAUAUACAAAUGUUGUGUGAUUGCAUCUUAAACUUGGUGAUUUUACUGUUACAUUUUAGUCGAGACUGACAUUAUAUGUGCCAUGCUCACUAGCCCAUUUCACGAUUUACUUCCCUUGUAUCUGAACAAGCAUAGAAUUAUAGGUGUUUAGUUAGUUGAAUAUUAUGAAAAAAUCAUUUGGUUAAUGAUGUUGCCACACUUUCAUAUUUACCUCAGUAAUUUGAUGUGCAUUCUUUUCUCUCAAUUUAUAAAGACAUUUCAACACAAAAAAUGGAUUUCUGAAACGUUUGGAAUAUUUCAUUUAUUUUUUUUUAAAUAAAUUACUGUUCUUGAUUGAAAUCUGUGAAUCCAGUGCUAUCUAUCUGUAUUUUCAUUAAUUAUGUAAACUGAGAAAAUAUCUAGCUUUAUAAUUUCUAUAGAUGGAAAAAGGAUAACUAAUGACAAUUCAGUAAAUAUUGACUGUUCAUGAACAUACACUGGUGAAAUAUUUGGGGGUACUUAAGAUUUUGAUGAAGUUCCCCAAUUUCUUUUUAAGACCCAGUUUCUUUGAUCAGCAUGGCAUGUGAUUCAAUCAAACAAUUUUUAUACCGAGUCUUAAUUGAGGAGUCACUUGAAACUCUGCCUUCAUUUCAGAUUUGAAUUUUUAUGUCUGAUGAUUACACUUAAUGAAUGUAAAUUACAUGAAACCAAGUAUACAUAUCUAUUUCCUCUGAAAUAUAUAUAUCUACUAAUAAAGCUUCUUAAAAACAAAGGAAAA